AUGGUUGAGAAAGCUAAUGCAGUAGACCAAGCUCUAGAUCUAGCGAUUCCACUCAGAGAGCCCAAGAAGCUCCAUGAGGCCAUGAGAUACUCUCUUCUCGCUACCGGCAAGCAUUCGGAAGCCGCUCUGCAUUGCCGCCUGCGAGCUCAUUGGCUAUCACGAGUCAAACGCGAUGGCCACUGUGUGUGCCAUGGAGAUGAUCCACACGACGUCGUUAAUUGA
This is a messenger RNA of Thlaspi arvense, 222 nucleotides long. Lineage: Eukaryota; Viridiplantae; Streptophyta; Magnoliopsida; Brassicales; Brassicaceae. The record is from the annotation of a GenBank genome assembly.